Messenger RNA from Mesocricetus auratus (golden hamster), 2767 nucleotides. RefSeq names its product SH3 domain binding glutamate rich protein like (gene Sh3bgrl). The record is from RefSeq and is a predicted model, not a curated record. Gene Ontology annotation, cellular component: cytoplasm. The coding region runs from base 208 to 552 and encodes 114 amino acids. The transcript is spliced from 4 exons. Lineage: Eukaryota; Metazoa; Chordata; Mammalia; Rodentia; Cricetidae.
CGGGGUUUGGGGCUGGGACUGCAGUGCUGGAAGCUCAUUGAAAGCAGCCACUGGUGGAGGCGGGGCUCUGGCCAGUUCCCCUUCCACCUUCCCCCACCCUCUUCUUCCAACCUCUGUUUGGCCCCUUGCUCUGUUCCAGCAUUGCUGCAGCUGUUUCUCAGCCCUUUUCAACACUCCAGCGACCGACUACAAGCUCUUGUUUCCAGGAUGGUGAUCCGUGUAUAUAUUGCAUCUUCUUCUGGCUCUACGGCGAUUAAGAAGAAGCAGCAGGAUGUGCUUGGUUUCUUAGAAGCCAACAAAAUAGGAUUUGAAGAAAAAGAUAUUGCAGCUAAUGAAGAGAAUCGGAAGUGGAUGAGAGAAAAUGUACCUGAAGACAGUCGACCAGCCACAGGGUACCCCCUGCCACCUCAGAUUUUCAAUGAAUGCCAGUACCGUGGGGACUAUGAUGCCUUCUUUGAAGCCCGAGAAAAUAAUGCAGUCUAUGCCUUUUUAGGCUUGACAGCACCACCUGGUUCAAAGGAAGCAGAAGCCCAGGCAAAGCAGCAAGCUUGAGUGUCAUGCGUUCUUCCUUCAGCAUCUUGAAAAUAAGGAAUCUCCAUUGCUUUGAUAAAAAACCUUGGCUCCAAAAGAAAUAGGCGAAACUGUUGAAAUAAUAGAUUAGCUGAUGUUCUCGCAUGCAAACAAGCAUAACUGAAAUGUGAACAUGGUAGUGAAAAAAUGAGAGAUGAAGUUUAAACUUUAAGUAGAUAUCAUAGAAUAGUAUUGUUAUCUGCCAAGAUAUUUUAUGGUCUCUAAGGAUUUUACAAAAAAAACCCCAUAUGCUUCUUUUUUGAUAUUACUGUGUAGCUUAAGGAUAUCUUCAUUUCAACAUCGAGGAAUUAAACGAGGAGAAAGAGAGAGAAGGAAACUCUUAUUCCAAAUUAGCCUCAUUAAUAUUCGUGAAUAUUUUGAUGUGAUGUUGCUGAAAUGUAUUUGCAGGUUAUGUUUACGAUGUGUUAGACAUUGUAAUUUCCUACAGUGAUUGUGACAUUCUCAUUCUUCCAUAGAAGCAAUGUAUAUGCCCCGAACCACAAGUUUUCCUGGCUUCUAAAUGUAACCUUUCAUUGCACAUUCAGUGAUCAAAAUAGUUGACUUCCCACAAGAGAAGCAUCGAUUGCAUUCCACUGGCAAACUCCUUGUUUACUUACACAGUUAUAACAUAAUUAUGUUUCUAAGUUGCUUGCCUCAGUAAAAACAUGGGAUUGUAAGUCAUGGAAAGAAGAUUGCAAUUAAUUUUGAAUUGGGCCUUCUUGCAAAGAGCUCAGUCUUUUAAUUAACCGUUAUAUAAUAUCUUGAUCCUCGUCGCUCAGCAUUUUCUUUCCUUUGGUGUUUGCUAAAAGAAAUCUCAGUGGCUGCCUUCUCCUGCUUUAAUAUAGCUGGUGGUCAUGAAUGCUGAACUUUUUGUUCCAGUUUAGGCACAUGUGUCAAAGCAUCAGUCCAAGUAGAAAGAAUCACUGGCAUGCUUUCAUUUUGUCAGAAAGCACAAGUAUCAACGAAAAGGAACACCAUUUGAAAUACUUUGAAGAUAAACAUGACCCAAAUCACUCACCCAGAAGGUAUUGAUAUGGUACCUUUGUACAAUCGCCCUUUAUACUGUAUUAUAUCUGCUGUUUGCUAAACUGUACUCUGCAAAAAUUCAUCAUAUAGUGAAGUCAUAGCUUUGUUUACUGAAAUUCAAGCUUGAUUUGAUGCUUUAAAAUAAAUGUUUUUAGAAAUUAUGUGUUUCUGGCUUCUAAAUAAUGUACAGUAAUUUUGAUGCAUAAUUAUCUUUUAUAGUUGGUUAGAAAGGAGAAAACCAAACCAAACAAAAUAAAUAAGCAAAAACAAUUUGAAGGCAAUUUCUCAGUUUUUUAGUGACUUGAAUUUUGGACUAUUUAUUGGAGUCAAAAGUAUUCCAUUUUUUCUUUUUACAAAAAAUAUUUUCCAGUAAACUCUGUGGGAAACAGAGUGCUUUUAGCGGAUUCUGGAGUGAGCAAAAUAAUUUUAGCUAUUAUUUUUCCUUAACAUUGCUAAGUGCAGCAGGUGACAUUGUAUGUGGACAAUUUAACUUUUGUUUCGUAUUAAAUAAUACUGUUUUAGACAGGUGUUUUUAAAAAAUAGAUGCAUUGGGUGAUAUUUAUAUCCAUGGGAUAGUACCCUGAAAUCAACUUAAAUAAAAGUUUGGAUCGCGUCUUCUCCAAUUAGAGCCUUCCGUUUUGUCAACCGAGAAACAUGCUUGAGAGAUGAAAGAAAAGGAAAUAAAAUCCUGAGGAUUAAGAUGAGUUUUGAAAGAAACUCCACAGUAAACGCCUGGGAAAUAAAAUUCUUGAUGCUUUUUAUAUUAUGUUUGGCAUAUUUGUGUUUAUAAAUCCAGACUUGGUGAUUUGGUAAUUUCAUAUUUUGGAGCUCAUUUGCUUUUUAGAAUUUUUGUUCUUCAGAACGUUCCAUUUUCAGAAAACACUAUAAAUUGUUAAUUGUAUUGAUAAAUGUAAAUACUUCUCUGAGAACCUGAGCAUAGGUGAAUAGAGAAUUUUGAAACAAAGAUGGUUUUGAUUGGAAAAGACUAAGUAAAUACAGGGAGGUAGGUGAAAUCAGAUUUCUUUCAUUAUGUAAAGGAGAAAAUGAAGAAUUCACAUGGAUUUUGUUAACCACUUGUUGGUGUUUAAAAUAUACAGAGUUCAUCAUAAAUCCUUGUCUAUGUAACACAGAUCUUUUCUUCUGAUGAAUUCCAAUAAAAACAAUUAAGUGA